Diachasmimorpha longicaudata is the source of this 2683-nucleotide messenger RNA. Its product is annotated as protein rolling stone-like. The transcript has 3 exons. NCBI's taxonomy places the organism in Eukaryota, Metazoa, Arthropoda, Insecta, Hymenoptera, Braconidae. The record is from RefSeq and is a predicted model, not a curated record. The coding region runs from base 730 to 1668 and encodes 312 amino acids. Gene Ontology annotation, cellular component: membrane.
AUUUUUCUUUAAAUGCUCUUCACACAAAUCCGUGAGAUUAGAUAGAAAAAACCAUAUCGGAUUAUCAAUGACGUCACGCCCCACCCCUCCACAAAAUAUUGAUCACCUACGCUUUUAAUGUCUUUUCCCAAAAGCCAAAAGUAUAUCUCAGUCGUUCGUGGCACACGGCGUACGUAACAUACCUCACGUACAAUAUAACUCAGUGUCAGAUUUUUAUGACUAAGAUAGGCCUAACGUUUGAUAAAUAAAUAUUACGGGAAAACCGACGAUUGGUCAACACAAUUUUUUUCUGCAGAAGAAAUCGCUAUUAUCGCGGAUAAUUGAGAAGGAUGUGGUGUCCGGGAUUUCCCAAAAUUCCGAGAUAAAUCGUAAAGUGACUCAUGUGCAGUUAUCGAUCAGCUGUUUUUCCAACAUGUGUUCUCUUCUCUAACAUUCGAAUUUGAAAAAAAAAACUCGAAUUUAGUUGAAGACCGGGUUAUGAGCUUGGAAUCAAUUAAAUUUUGCCACGGAAAAACUUGACAAUUUUUUGUGUCUCGUGACGAAUCGUAAAAUUCUCACGUUUAGGAGAAUUCCUGAUAAGGAAAAUAACGCGAUUAAUUCGCGAUAAUGUGGAGAUCGAUGACGCGGAAGAGGGGAAAUCUACUCCCACAGUAAAAAUUGAGUUAUCGGAAAGAUGACAGGGUGACAUAUAUUUUUUUUACUGGUGAAUGUUGGAGGAUUGUUAUAAAUAUGGUGAGGUCUAAGGGAUUGACUCCAGUGACCGUUUUCCGAGUGUUGACGCUCGGGAUGCAGAAAUUUUCAUGUCGCCGAGCGAUGGUGAACAACAUCUGGUGUCGCAAACUCUCUCACAUCUGGCACCAGAAGACUCCAGAACCACCGCACGGUCGUUCCUUUUCCGAGCCCCGUUGCCAGUCCCACCUGUCACGAUGGUAUCUCUGCUACAGAUGGCUGAUAACCCUCGUCUGGGUGACGAUAAUCCUGUGCUCGAUUUUCGAGCUAGGGAGCUCCAAACCUCUGGGCAAAUCCCACCUGUGGCCUAUUUACUUGACAAAUUGGGAUCUUGCCCUGGGUUUCACGCAGUCCCUCUUCGCUCUGUACCUGGUGAUCAGGCGAUGGCAACUACAGAAGGGCCUGGACUUCGAUGUAGGCAAUAUAAAGUACGGCAAGACCGAGAAGAUCUACUGGUUCUUCUACACCGUCACCUCGUCAUUAGCUGUUGGGGUAACAUGCACGUAUUGGGCAACAGUCUACGACCCGAAAAUUCACCAGGUCGAUCUUCUCAACAUCAUGCUGCACGUAUGCAACAGCUGUCUCAUGAUCAUCGAUCUUCUUGUCACUAAAAUACCUCUGAGAUUCCGUCACUGCUGGUGGUGCCCCACUGUUGCCAUUUCCUAUCUGAUGUUCACCAUUGUCUACCAUUCAGCUGGGGGCCUUGACAAACAGGGUAACCCGUGCAUUUACAAAGUUCUCAACUGGUCAAAACCCGAGAAGACUAUUCUCGUCUGUCUCGGGGGACUCAGUUUUCUCGUGGUUGUUCACUGCCUUCUGUGUUAUAUCGCCCGAAUCAGAGAUCGACUGUACGACAGCAGUCAGAAGUACGUCAAGGACGGACCUGACGGACCUAGAAAUGAUCUGUCACUCAAGGUCAAGAAUCCGGAGGUUGUUUGAAGGAUUGACCAAAGGACUUGAUGAAGCUAAAAUUAGCGGAAUGAUCGCCCAUGCAAAAUUGUUAUUAAUGAAUGGAUCAAGACGAUUUCGAUUGGUGGAUAGGUUUUGACGAAUAUCUCAAAAUCUGGGAGGGAUAGAAAAUAUUUGGUCAGUAUCUUUUUUCAACAGAACUGAAUAGACGUCAAAAUUGUUUUUAGGGAUUUUUGGAAAUUUAAGAAUUGAACAGUCGUGUGAAUUUUUUUCUCAACUGCAAAUGAGUUGGUCCUUCGAAAAUUUAUCUACACUUUCAGAUUUCCAUACAUCGACUCAUUCGGUGGCGAAUUUUCUGUUAGUUAUAACUUUAUCAGAGUUUUAGAUAUUGGAGGAAUAAUUGGGUAUUUUCCAUUUUUUUGGAACUGUGACAAUGCGAAGGAGAAUAUGAAGUCUGGAUAUUGGAAAGUAGUCCUGAAAUUGUUGUUCCUAACUGGGGAGAAAUUCAGUUCAAUUUUGACACUUUCUGAAAACCAGAAACUAGGGUAAAUAUUUAUUUGUGAAGAAGAGAUAGGUUGAAAUGUGAGAGCGAAUUUUUCGUACAGAGAAAUGCAUACAUGAGGAGGAAACGAUUGCUAUAGUUGUAAUAGGAUUUUUCUUUAGUUCUUGUAAAAUAAUUUGCAAAACAUGUCGUAUGUUAUUGUACGUUUGAAUUCCCUCCAGAUUUAUGAAUCGAUAAUCUCACAACUCGGGACGAAUACUAUUUUUUAUUAGUUUUGAAUAAAUAAUUCAGUAAUCAUUGAAUUGAAAUGAUGAAAAAAUUAUUAGGAUAGGUUGUAUGAUGAAGGUGUGAGUGUCGUAGGUAAAUUUACCGUAGAAGUAUUCCAGAGAUUUUUGUGGUAUUCAGAGGAUGAUGCUAUACACCUCAUUUUAAACUGUUUUUUGUAAUGAAACAAAUAUGCACGAUGUGUAAGUUAGAAUCAUUCAAUUUGAAUAAACUAUAAUUCAUAACAAAAAAAAAUAAAGAAAAAUUUACAUCCGCAAA